Molecule: messenger RNA, 1038 nt
Organism: Eruca vesicaria subsp. sativa (arugula)
Lineage: Eukaryota; Viridiplantae; Streptophyta; Magnoliopsida; Brassicales; Brassicaceae
Source: the annotation of a GenBank genome assembly
AUGAAGAAGGAGACGAUAGAAGAUGUGGUGAUCAUAGGAGGUUUAGUAAUGGUGCAAUUUGUAUACGCAGGCAACUCUUUGCUCAUGAGUUAUUUGAUGUCACUCGGUCUUGGCCCUUUGACCAUUGUCAUCUUCUCUACCUUUGCCACUUUCUUUAUCCUCUCCCCUUUUGCCAUUCUCUUCGAAAGGAAGCAGUGGCCAGAUGAACUCAGCUCGAGGUUUAUUGGUAAACUAGUUUUGAUCUCCUUUUUAGGGGUUACUCUGUUCCAAACUCUGUUUCUUGAAGGAAUAAGGUUGACAUCACCAGCAUUAGCCACAGCGAUGCCUAACCUCGCUCCUGGUCUUAUUUUUUUCAUUGCUUGGAUGGUUAGGUUAGAGAAGAUGAAUAUGAAAUGUCUGUACAGCAAACUGAAGAUCUUAGGGACAUUGUUGUGCGUAUUCGGCGCGUUAACAAUGAGCUUAAUGCACAGCGCUUCGAUCAUAAACGAUGAAAAAGAUAAUGCUUCAAUAUUCGUGGUUGAUCGCGAUAGAGUCGUGGGAUGCAUGUACCUUCUCGGAGCUGUCUUUGUCUUAUCCUCCAACGUCGUUCUUCAGGCUUCGACAUUGGCAGAGUUUCCUGCACCAAUAUCGUUAAGUGCAAUAACGGCAUUGAUAGGAGUAGUAAUAACAACAAUGGUACAGUUAUUACAAAACCCGAACACUAAAGUAGUCACAACAUCAUUAGUUAGCAUCAGUAACCUUGUCGGUUUUUCUCUUCUGGGAGGGAUGGUGAGUGGAGCAUGUGUUAGUUUCAAUGGAUGGGCGAUGAAGAAACGUGGACCGGUUAUGGUAUCAAUGUUUAGUCCUAUCGCAACCGUUAUUUCGGUUGGUUUCUCCGUUGUUACAUUAGGAGAACCCGUUAGAAUUGGAAGUGUGGGAGGAAUGGCGUUGAUGUUUAUAGGACUGUACCUUGUGUUGUGGGCUAAAGGCAAAGAAGGUUUAUCACAGAUUGAUAGUUUUGAGAGUGAGUAUGACCCUAAGAAGCCUCUCUUGUCUUGA